UGUUAACAUAUUUUGUAUCAUAUUAUACAUAUAUAAAUUCAAAUUGAUUUUAAUAAUUUAUUUUAAUUGUUUUUAACCCAAUUGGGUUUCAACAGCACCUUAAACCACUCCCUUAUUUAUUUUUCAAACAUAUUCAAAUAAUACGAUGAUUGAUUUUUAAAACAAUAAACCAUUAUGUCUUCACUAUUUAACCAGAACCAGUUUCCCCAAGCCAACACCACUGGUGGAUUUUUAGGCAAUACAUCUAAUUUUUUAAAUAAUCCAGGAUCUGGACUAAAUAAUCCUCUCGGCUACCAAAAUGUAGGUUUAGGGAGCUUUCCACAGCAACAAGUACUUGAUUCUAGGUCCUCAGUGCGACAACUGACUACUUUGAUUCCAGAAUGGAAGGGUCAUUUUGACCUCGCGGAUGUGCUAAUGACUUCUCAGGAACAGCAUUUAAACAAUGUUAGCCUUAUGUUAUCACAGUUGUAUGACCUUUACUCCAAAUUUCAAUCAGCAUUUGACUAUGCAAAAACAUCACUUAACGACAUAAACCUGCAACAAGAUAAACUGAACGAGGACUUAAACGAAAGGCUCAGGUGUCAGGACCUUCAGAAUCUUGUGACCAUAAAGUCCAGGAGAUUGUGUGAGAACGUGAUUAGCACUCGAGGAACAAACGAUAUGUCGUCUGUUUUCCGGAUACCGAACCAUAUUAACGUCCAGUUAUCUAGGGAAUUGUAUGAAAGAGUGAGACAGUUCCGAAGUGAAGUGGAGUAUAUCCAGAAUGAGGUCCAACUUUUGAAGGAAAUCGAUGUGUUCCAAGCACCAAACUUUAUAGAAUCUGUUCUAAACAGUCAUAAUGUUAGAAUCAAAACACUGGGAGACAUGAUAUCAAACCUUUUGAAAAAAGCUGAAAAAUCACUUAAUAUGGACUUAAAAUCACACCUUUGGUCUGGAAUUGCAGCUGACAUUAGUGUUUUGAGAUCAGAUUUUUUAAACGCCAUAGGACUUGAUAAGCCAAAACCACCUGAAUCUGACUCUUCUCAGCACUCUGAAGUUAAGAAACAGAUCCGUUACCUGAGGAACUUUAACUCUUCAUACAAUGACCCGAACUUCCCUUACCUAAAGGAUUACGGAUAUAAUAUCAAAGAUUUACUCACAAACUUUGUCCCUAAUCAAAGCGUUUCACUUCAAGGCGUUAAUAUGGGCGCUACUAAUACUGGUGCUUUAUUUGGCGGUUCUCAAUUUGGAACCUCAAAUUUGACUGCACCCUUUGGAGCCACCUCUGGGGCUACACAACCUGGAGGGUUAUUUGGCACUAGUCAAAAUUUAACUAGUCAACCAGGUGGGCUCUUUGGUAGUACUCAAACUGGUACUACUGGCUCAGGUUUAUUUGGUACUACUACUGGAUUAGGAUCAACAACUGGUACGGCUGGCACUGGCUUAUUUGGCAGUACUACUGGUCUAGGCUCAACCCCAGGUACUGCAGGUUCAGGGCUAUUCGGUAGCACCACAACUCAGCCUGGAACUACACAACCUGGAGGAUUAUUUGGUUCAAACACUGGAACAACGACGGGUACAGGCCUGUUCGGCAGUACUACUGGACUUGGAACCACCACUGGUACUAGUGGUACUGCAGGGUCUGGUUUAUUCGGUAGUACAACGACUACCACAGGAUUAGGCAAUACAGUUACAACUGGCACUGGGUUAUUUGGGUCAACUACUCCCGCUACUGGAACUAGUCAGCCUGGAGGUUUAUUUUCAACCACACAAAGUGUAACCACACAGCCAGGUGGGUUAUUUGGAUCUACCACUGGCACCACUUCAUCAGGCUUAUUCGGUAGUACCACUGGUCUUGGUACUACUUCUGGAACAACUACUGGAACUGGAUUAUUUGGCAAUACAAACACUGGUUCCGCAUUUGGUACGACUUCCACAACUGGCACUGGCCUAUUCGGGUCCACCACCACUACUGGCACAUCAUUUGGCAACACUACAACUGGAACAACAUUUGGUUCCAGUAAUACGGGGACUGGAUUUGGUUCCGGCACUACUUCAGGUUUAUUCGGGUCUACCACUACAUCUUCCGGGUUUGGUACAAACACUGGUACAGGAUUCGGUACUGGUGGAUCAAGUUUGUUUGCCAGUAACCAGCAAAAAUCACCAGGCACAGCCUUGGCUAUUUAUAAUCCAAAUACAAACACAGGCCUAGGAACGUUUAAUAGGACAUAACACAUCGCACAUAAUUUUAAAAUUAAUAUACUCACGUUUUUUA
Molecule: messenger RNA, 2254 nt
Organism: Theileria parva strain Muguga
Lineage: Eukaryota; Apicomplexa; Aconoidasida; Piroplasmida; Theileriidae
Product: Nucleoporin FG repeat region family protein
Exons: 1
Coding region: 175-2211 (678 amino acids)
Source: RefSeq, a predicted model, not a curated record